Messenger RNA from Gallus gallus (chicken), 2146 nucleotides. It is a transcript of the gene DRAM1, whose product is annotated as DNA damage regulated autophagy modulator 1. The transcript is spliced from 7 exons. NCBI's taxonomy places the organism in Eukaryota, Metazoa, Chordata, Aves, Galliformes, Phasianidae. Gene Ontology annotation, cellular component: lysosome. The coding region runs from base 123 to 878 and encodes 251 amino acids. Gene Ontology annotation, biological process: regulation of autophagy. The record is from RefSeq and is a predicted model, not a curated record.
GAAAGCGAUAAGGGCAGGCUGCGAGCGGCGGGGAGGGAAUCCCCGAGCGGGCUGGAGGCAGAAAACACGCGUGAGGUGGGAGGGUGGGGCCGGCCCGAGGUGGCCUCGGUGACUCCCCGAAGAUGUGGGCACCGAUGCCCGGGGCAGGGCAGCAGCGGGAGAUGCUGUGCUUUAUGCCCGGGGUGGCUGCCGUGCCCGCGCUGCUUGUCGGUUGGUCCUCGGCCGCCUUCAUCAUCUCCUAUGUGAUCGCCGUGCUGGCGGGCCACGUCGAGCCGCUCGUCCCCUACAUCAGUGAUACUGGAACUAAACCUCCGGAGAGUGGUAUCUUUGGUUUUAUGAUUAAUAUUUCAGCACUUUUAGGUGCAAUUACAAUGUAUAUCAGAUAUUUAAUAAUAGAGAAGCAAAAUGAAUCAUUGCGCUUUGUUAGGUCUUCAUGCAACGUGUUUUCAUUGUGUAUUGGAUUGAUGGGUUGUACUGGAAUGGGCAUAGUUGCAACUUUUCAGGAGUUGUCUGUUCCCAGCGUCCAUGACAUAGGAGCUUUGGUGGCAUUUGGCUGUGGUGUUGUAUACAUAACACUUCAAUCUAUAAUCUCUUACAAGUCCUGCCCACAGUGGAACACUUAUUUUGUGUGUCACAUAAGGAUGCUCAUAUCUGUAAUAUCAUGCAUUUCUUUCAUUCCCAUGAUUGUGUUUGCUUCAAGAAUUUCCAUGACAAAAAUUGAUUGGACUCCAAGUGAAAAGGAUUAUACUUAUCAUUUCAUGAGUGCAAUCUGUGAAUGGACGGUGGCCUUUGGUUUCGUCUUCUUCUUCUUAACAUUCAUUAAAGAUUUUCAGAGAGUUACUUUAAGGAUAUCAACAGAAAUACAUGAAGACUCCUGAUAGCAGAGAAAGCUGUAUUUUAUGUUGAUGAAUACCCUAUGUUUCUUUUUUACUUAUGGAGAAUUGCAGAGGAGCAGGGAUUUUAAGUUCUAUGAAGAACCCACACCAUUAAUUCUGCAACAACUUUAAAGGCAUCUACCAAAACAUUUUAAAUACUAGCAGCAAUAUUCCUGCUCUCUUUUUGCAUUAUUUUGUAAUUUUUAUACUGUCUUGUAUAUUCAAAAUACUGCAAUAGAAGUAAUCUAUAGAAACAUUUCAAAGACGUGGACCUCCUCAGCUCUUCCCUUCUGGGCAGAGUCAUAGUUUUUUUCCUUUGUUAUAGUCUGAUAAGUUGCAUUAUUUUUAAACUUGAGAAAAUACAACCUGGAAAUAGUUUGGAAAGUUUAAAGACAACGGACAACACUAAAUCUGAACUCCUACUCUUAAGUUGCAAGGACCAUGGAGGAAGCAAAAGCUGGCAUCUUUGUUUCGAGAUUUGAUAUUUGCAGUUAGUUGACUGGAACACUAUACUACAAGUUUCUGAUAGUGGACACAAAUCCUAGAAGUUUAAACUAUAUUGCUUGAAAAAUGUUUUCUAAUCAUCUCUACACAAUAUGCACUGUAAAAGUCUACCCCCUUUUCUCCCCUUUUAUGCAUUGAUGGCCAUAGGAAGCUCAAAACUGAAGUGGAAUGGGAAGGGAAUUUACAUUUAUGUAAGAUGUACUAAAAAUAAAUUGCACUGCUGUUUGGUUAAUACAGAGCAGAAGUUUUCCAGUCUUUGUUUUAAUCUACAAUGAUGGUCUCCAAAAUGUCAUUGAGAAUGAAUGGAAAACAAGAAGAGGCACCAGUAAUUUUCACGUAUUCAAUUAUAAGUGUGUGAGUAUGAUAGAUGUAAAGAAAUUAAAAAAUAAUCCUGGAGAGCUUCUGUGGUUAAGAUAUGGCAUAUUUACUGCUAUUAAUUUACUUCUGUAAUGAAGUACUUGGAAAGGACCUAACUGAGAAGUCACACGUUACCAAUGAAGGCAAAACGUUCUUUCAUGGGCUGAUUCACUACCUCCACUUAGCACAUUAACCACUUGGCCACCCAUCAAAUUCUGUGAAAAUUAUAUCAGGCAUGAUGUAUCACCCUUUUUUUUGCAGAAAUAUUCAUGAUUUUCAGUUGCUAAUUUUCCAUGAGAUAAAACAAAUGUUUAUUUUGGAGAGUGAUGCCUUAAGACUAGUCUUCCGUUGGUAUUUCCUUUAAUGGGUAUUUUAAACUGUAAUAAAUUCAUCUGUUUCACAUCUUAAAA